This is a messenger RNA of Drosophila guanche, 3939 nucleotides long. RefSeq lists its product as uncharacterized. Gene Ontology annotation, molecular function: heme binding; electron transfer activity. The transcript is spliced from 8 exons. NCBI's taxonomy places the organism in Eukaryota, Metazoa, Arthropoda, Insecta, Diptera, Drosophilidae. The record is from RefSeq and is a predicted model, not a curated record. Gene Ontology annotation, biological process: positive regulation of transcription by RNA polymerase II. Gene Ontology annotation, cellular component: NSL complex. The coding region runs from base 121 to 3783 and encodes 1220 amino acids.
CCAUGGGCACGCCAUAUUUUACAAAACGAAUUGCGAAAAUCACGUUGAAGCUGUUGAAAAAAACGUCGUAGUUUCCCUAAACGAACACUUCGAAGUUGAAUUACAUGCGUGGGUAGUUGCAUGUGCGCCGGGCCAACAAUUGCGAGCAGAAGUUCAAUAAUCUCCAAUCGCCGCGAGUGGUACAGCCAAGUGGAAGAAGAAGCAUCAGCUCGACUUCAGGCAGCGCAGCGAGUAAAACAAAAUCCGAAACGUAAAGACACAGACAACAAAAUAAUGAAACAAACAGUAAACAAAAGCGGCAGCAAUAAGCCGAAAGUGCAGUUCCCGCCGGCCACAUCUUCGAUUAUAACAUACAGUCCCAGUAAAUUCCUGAACAGAGUUGGUUCUUCGGAAAACACAGGCACACAACACACCCAAACACACGCACACACACACACAACGGGACCAACAACAACAGCAGCGGCGGCAGCAUCGCUGACGGGCACAGCGAAAACAAACAAAUCGUCGGUGGUCGGUACACCCUCGUAUUAUGUGGUCAAAGCUGGCUCCUUGGGCAGUGCCGCCUCGAUUUCAGGCGCACUAAAAAUGAGUUCGCCGCCCAAGGCUCCCACGGGAUCAGCCAGUGCCAUAAGAUCCCCCACACAAUCGAUACACAUCAGCCCCGGAUCGGUGAUAGUGACAACGGCCCCCUCAACGCCCACAGAGAGUUCCAGCACCAUUUCGGCUCCCAGUGAAUCGUCAUUUGGCGAGAAAAUGGAACACAGUUAUAUACGCGAUGUGCCACGUAACGAGGUAUCCAAUGGCCUGGCACUCACACGCCACAUCCUGGUUAACCAUCCGCCGCAGUGCACCAAUUGCCAUACAUAUCCGCAGCAGGAACAGGAGCCGGAGCAGACACAUGCCCCACCCUACGAUGAGAUAUCCGCCAAGGAAUCGAUGAACGAGUGCGCUAGAAUCUCCAAGUAUGUGAAGAAUGUUAAUUCCGAUGAGCAGGACUGGGUGGCACGCAUAAAUCAAUCUACAUGGAGCCCGAUACAAAAGACACUGUUCGACCGGGUUAGCAGCAUACUCGAUAUGGAUCAGUUGGCGCGUCUGGCCAACGAUAAGCGCCAGCACGAGGCUGUGCAUCGUCGUGUGAGCGUGGACAAGUCCGCUUCCCGGAUGCGUCGGGCCUUGGGCAGCGUCGCCUGGGAUCAGCGCAUCACUCAGUGGCUGCAUACACUGCUGAUGCAGUCCCUGCCGCCCUCGUACAUGGCCUCCUAUCUGGACAUGAUGCAAACUUUGAAAACCAAGCUGCCAACUCUGAUGGACAAGCUGCUGUUUAGUCGGCCGCUUAGCAAUAACCAGGAGCUGCUCGCUCCCGUAAUGAAGAAGCGUUGGGAGCCAAUUAUUCUGCCAAAGAAUCGUCAGCUGCCGCACAAUGCCAUCAUGGUGGUGCUGUCCAAUAUGCCUGCCAGCAGCCAUGUGCCUGAACGGAUGAGCAAAUGGUAUCGCUCCCUGGCCACAAUCUGUCAGGUUGUCCAAAUCACAUUGCCCAACACGAACAAUAGGAUUGCAAAUCAAAAUCUGGAUCAGGUGGCCGAAGUCAUUGUGUGCCUCACGCGUGUCCGCAUCAACGAGCUGCGUGCCGAGAAUCCUACACGUGGCAUCAUCCUGGUCGGCUUCAAUGCCGGCGCCUCACUGGCCCUACAGGUGGCCCUCUCGGAGAGCCUGGCCUGUGUCGUCUGCAUGGGCUUUGCCUACAACACAUUGCGAGGUCCUCGUGGCGCACCCGAUGACCGAAUUCUGGACAUCAAGGCUCCCAUUCUGUUUGUGAUUGGGCAGAACUCUGCACGCAGCAGCCAGGAGGAAAUGGAAUCGCUGCGCGAGCGUAUGCAAUCGGAAACUUCGCUGGUGGUCGUCGGCAGUGCGGACGAUGCCCUGCGAGUGCCCAAGAGCAAGCGACGCAUCGAGGGCGUCACCCAAUCCAUGGUGGAUGCCAUGGUGGUGGACGAAAUCUAUGAGUUUGUGAACAAAACACUGAUGGAUCCUCCGGGUCCGCGUGUACCCACGGCCCUUCCCAGCCAAGGCAUACAGCGCGGCCAAUACAAGGUGCAGGGCGUGGCAUACGACAAGGGAGGAGUAGGAAACCAGCAGAAUCGCAAGCGUAAGGUUGAUGGUGGGCUGGACGAGAGCGGAAUGCCGAAUGCCAAGAGCAAGUUUGUGCCACACAGCCGCAGGCCGAAGGCAUCGCGUCUCGUUGAUCCAUUUGCUCCCAAGCGAAAGGUUUUACCCCCUCCAGUUGGAAGACCUCGCACACGCCCACUGCCACAGCCGAAUGCAGCCACUCUAGCUGGCUCUGGCUCUGGCUCUGGUUCUGGCAUCCCGCACAAUGGUGUAAUCGACGCAGAGACACUAAAUCAAUCCAUUGAAUUCAUACUAGAUGACAGUCUGGACAGCGAUGAUGCUGCAACGGCAACUGGAUCUGGGUCCCUAACAGGAGUAGCUGCUGGAUUGCUGAUACCCAAGGUGACCGCAUCCGGGGCUGGUGGAGCCAUCAAGUCGCUUCCGACGACGGUUAACUUGGCCGCUGGCACCAAAAUCAAGAUGAUACCCUCCAAUCAGUUUGUCCAACUCAAAUCCCUGACGCCUCAAAGCAAACUGAUCAAUUAUACGAUGAACAAGCCUACCACAGCGGCCACCAUUGGCAGCAUUGUGAAAACUCUGCCCAGCUCCACCGCGGGCGGACAACAGUACUUCACCCUCAAGACGCCGACGGGGCAGACAACGAAAUUUGUGGCCACCGCGUCGCCAGUUGGCGCUGCAACAUCAACAGGAGGAGCGGCGCCACCGCAACAAAAGUAUACGGUGUUCAAGAAUGCCAGCGGCAUGACCAUGCUGCAGUUGAACAAGAAUCAGUCAGGCAAUGUGGAUCUAUCGAGCAUCAUUGAUAUGCCGAUUGUGUUUGCCGACAAUGAGGGCAACAUACCCGAAGGACAGAAGGAUCCAAAGAUAGUGCCAGCCACACCCGGUCGCAACUCCAACAGCAAAAGUCCAAUCAUUAUCAGUCAGAAGAUAAUCAAGGAUAGCGCCAAGCCAAACAGCUCUCCGCUCGUCACUAAAGUGGGCAACAACAUUGUCCUCAACAAGGGUAUCCAGCAGCUGUUCACCAACCCACAAGGUGGCACGACUACCACAAUUGGUGGCCACAACAAGGUGGUCAUUCUCAAUCGGAAUCAGAUGAAGCCGAUGGGCAAUAUGGUAACGCCAGGUCAGCGCCUGCCCAUACGCAUUGUCAGCAGCACUCCGAAGGGUGCCUCUGUCAACAGUAGCAGCCCUGGCAGUACGCUCGUGCUAGAUCCCGCCACAGGAUCCCUAAAACCCAUGAAUGUGCAGGCGAUCAAGUCGGCGACAACAGCGUCGACCCUACCCUCGGGCACACUCCGUCAUACGGGCAACAUUAGCGUGGGCAACAAGACGUACCCACAGUUUCAGGUGAUCAACAGUGGCAGCCCGGGAACGCAGCAAAAGUCCACAACAGUGGCGGGAGAUGGCAAGAUGCCCAUUGGGAAUGUGAGCAUCAAGUCUGGCACAGGCAUCAAGCAGGUCCCCGUGCUGAUGCUGGCAAAUCGUACGUCUGCUGGGUCGUCUCCAGCAUCCACCACUCCUGGCGGCGCAGCCGUACGCCGUGUCGUCAAUAUUUCCUCUAUGGCCAAGCUGAGUCCUAGCCAGGCCACCUCAGACUCGAAGGUUGUCAAGCUACAACCGACCAGCCUGUCAAUUUCAAAGCAGAGUCAGAAGUAGAACUAGACCAUCCCGAAAUACGCCUACUUUGUGCGUACAUCGAAUCGUACAAUUUUGUAUAUAAUUGUGUACGAGCUUCCCAAUUAACUUAAGUUAGUUCUAAUUUUUAAUUCAUCUUUGCAGCCGCCAUGUAGAUUGUUGCUUGAUAAAAUGUUA